CAAUAUAAUGGCAGAGUUUACCUGAGUAGCACUGACGAACAAUCUCAACCAUUUAAGAUAAACUACAGCAUAUUGCUAAACUACUGUGGUCUUAAUGCACUGUCAGUAGUAGUAGUGUGUCAGGCUCAGUGGUCGCAGGAAGCUGCGGCUCUUCUCUCAGCUGCUGAUGGAGCACAUCCGACUACCGAAGGUGGAGAAUGUGAAGCUGCUGGACAGGGUCUCCCCUAGAAGAAGUAGAGUGGGCAUCCUCUACCUGACAGCCACACACACCAUCUUUGUAGAGAAUGAGGCUGGAGUGCGCAAUGAGACAUGGGUGCUCCACAGUUUGGUUUACAGUGUGGAGAAACAAGCUGCCACAACCUCAGGAUGUCCUCUGAUCAUUCACUGCAAAAACUUCCAAGUUCUUCACUUUGUCAUUCCUCGAGAGCAGGAAUGCCACGAUGUUCACCUGUCCCUGCAGCGGCUCUCCCAGCCAGAGAGUUACGAGGAGCUGUAUUGCUUCUCCUAUAAGCCUAACGUCGAUGAGGGGGAGAGACUGCAGGAAUGGGACUUCUUGGACCUCAAAGCUGACUACAGCAGAAUGGGACUCCCCAACUCCCUGUGGAAACUCUCCCCGGUCAACCAUCACUACAAGGUGAGUGACACUUACCCCGCUGACCUGUUUGUACCUGAUUCGGCCACGCCUCCGGUCAUCGUGGGGAGCUCCAAAUUCCGAAGCAGAGGCAGAUUUCCUACUCUGUCGUACUACUCCAAAGAAAAUCAUGCUGCCAUCUGCCGUAGCAGCCAGCCCCUGUCAGGUUUCAGCGCUCGCUGCCUGGAGGAUGAACAGAUGCUGGAGGCCAUCUUGAGGUCCAAUCCCCGCAGUGACUUCAUGUAUGUUGUGGACACCAGGCCCAAGUUGAAUGCAAUUGCAAACCGAGCUGCAGGAAAAGGCUACGAAAAUGAAGACAACUACUCCAACAUUAAAUUCCAGUUCAUCGGCAUCGAGAACAUCCAUGUCAUGAGAAACAGUCAACAGAAAAUGCUAGAGGUGUGCGAGCUGCGUUCCCCCUCCAUGUCUGACUUCCUGGAGGGUCUGGAGAGCUCAGGCUGGCUGAAGCACAUCAAAGCUGUUUUGGAUGCAGGCAUCUUCAUCGCCAAGGCUGUUGCAGAGGAGGGUGUCAGCGUCCUGGUUCACUGUUCAGAUGGCUGGGACCGUACUGCUCAGGUGUGUUCGGUGGCCUGCGUGCUGCUGGAUCCCUACUACAGGACCCUCAGAGGACUGAUGGUUCUCAUCGAGAAAGACUGGGUCUCAUUCGGACACAAGUUCUCUCACAGAUGCAACCACCUGGUCGGAGACCCCAAAGAGGUGUCUCCCAUCAUCGAUCAGUUCCUGGAGUGCAUGUGGCAGCUGAUGGAGCAGUUCCCCUGUGCCUUUGAGUUCAAUGAGAGGUUCCUCAUCACAAUUCACAGCCACAUCUACUCCUGCCAGUAUGGUAACUUCAUUGGCAACAACCAGCGGGAAAGGAUAGAGCUGGGGUUACGUGAAAGGACUCACUCUCUGUGGAGUUAUCUGUGGACGAACCGUGAGGACUACAUCAACCCUCUGUAUAGACCAGACCACAGCCAGACUCAGGGGCUCCUCCGGCCAUCUACUGCCCCCUACUGUUUUAAAUUUUGGAGAGGGCUGUACAACCGUUUUGACCGCGGGAUGCAUCCUCGACAGUCUAUACAGGAUUACGUGAGGGCCAUCCAAGAGGAGACGCAGCAGUUACAGGAGCAGCUGGCCUCACAUAAACAGAAAAUCGCUAAACUGGAGCAGGAGCAGGGUUGGAGUGUCGCCCAGAAAGCAACCACUUUUGAUAAAAGCCCCACAGCGUGGGCUCUCGGUAAUGACCUGGGUCUGGCCAACACCCCUCAGGACUACACCGGGGGCCUCAUCACCAGCAGCCCCUGUCAGCCAAAAGCACCAGAGGGCAGCCUGAUCCUCUUCCCGCAGGACUUGAACAAAACAUCUGACUCCAACCACUCCAACAGCAGCGACCCGGAGUCUGGGAUCGCAGACCUGAGCUGCCGUUCACCCCUCAGUGAGGACAGCACCAGGGAUCCAGACUCUGACGAGGCCGCCUACUCUGCUGCCUAAGCAAAUGUAGCAUUAGGUGCAACAGCCCCCAGAUGACCCGCACCGCAGGGCCACUGAACAAACACUACCUUUACAUGCACCAAGUAACCCGGCUAUUGGCUAACUCCAGAGAAAAGUCUUAUUCGGGUUACACAACUGACUUGCACUUUUGUUUGCAUGUGGUGUGGCGGACACUCCCUGUUGCCACAUAUACUAGUUAAAAGCUGUUUAUUGCUGACCACAUUUUAGUUUGUACCCAGUUGAAAGGAUUUAAGGUUCUAAAAGUAAUUGAAGAGCCGAAUAUGAUUCACUGUCGUCUCUGUUGUUGACAGUUAAAUUAACCCAAAACCCUGCAUACAGACAGUUAAAAAAUGGUGAAAUGCAUCCUGGGCCACAGUAACCAGUUUAAUAGUGUGGUAACAUUCUAUUGAAAAAUCAACUAAAAUUAAUUUACAUGAGUUAGGAGCAAGUUAAUAACAAUUCUGAAUAAGUCAGUGCACGUGUAAAGUGGGUGCAUGAACUCAUCUCAUCAGAUUAAUUGUGAGUCAUUUUAGUGUGUGUCUGCUUUUUAUUGUGGUCUUUCAUAGAGUUCAUUUACUCAUUAGGCAUUUGACAUUAUACUUUAAACACCUUUUAAACACCACCUAAUAACAGUUAGAAACACUGCUACAGAAGUGAAUUACUAUUAGUUCAAUCCCAGCUCAAAUCAGCAAUAAAAGAACAGAAAUAGCACUUUGAUAUGCGAGUUUUCAAAGCAACAUGAGACAAAAAGCAAAGCACCAAAGAGAACAAAUCAACACAGUCUCAGUUGCAUUGAUCUGAGAGACUAUAAAAUGAAUUAAUAGAGAGGGAUAUCAGAACACAACCAAACAGAUCAAACAAUGAAAAAGAUGAAACAACAAAUGGACAAACUGCAGGGAUAAAAAAAAAGCAGACUAUGACGAUGUGGUACUUUUGUCUAACACUUGGUUUUUAAUGCCGUCACUCCGUACGAUCGCUGCUACUCAAAGGCUGUCUGAGUGCAGGACAUUGCUACUUACAAUGUAGCAAUGAUUCAACCCCAAAUGACAUAUUAUGACUGAAUGAAACUCUCUCAACACACCACAGUGGCCGCAGUUGGGUUUUGGACUACAAUAACCGAUGGUUAGUUGUUGUUUGGCACUUUGUGGUCCACACCAGGGUAUUUCAACCUAUCAUACAAUAUCAACACUAGAGGAUGUGAAAAAUAAGCUUUGAAUUUUCACUGGAGACAAGGAAACUUUGGACAUUUAUGUCAACAAUGUUUUAACAGAUUUGUUGCCGUCAAACCAAAAUUCAUACCAAAGGGAAUCCACUGUCUGCUGGUAUAAAUAUGCUGAGUAAAUGAUUGGAUGUACAGAACCAGCAGACCAGAGCAUGUGAACACAAGUAUACUGUUGCUUACGGGAGGAGAUUACUGACUGUUUUUUUUUUUUUUUUUUUUUAAAUAUUUGUUCCAUCUUCUCCAGAAUGAGCAACAUCACUGUGUCUAUAAAAUUAUGCCCACUACAAUAUUGCAAAUAAACAAUGCACAAAUUAUCAAGCAAAGCAUGUUAAGAUAUUUUUGUACUAUUUUUUGACUACUGUAAUCUUGCUUUAAUGCAUGUUGUUUUUAUUUGUAUCAGAGCGUCUUAAAAGUCAGGUCAUAGAGCCUCGUAUAAAAGACAGCGCUUCAUAUUGCUGGGUUUAUUUGUUGUGGAAAAAAAGCCAGAAUUGUCAAACUUAUCUAAAUGCAAAGUUGUGUAAAUUGUCAUUUUCUUGUGAAAUAAAUAAACAAAAAUAAAUAAAUGCA
This is a messenger RNA of Thunnus maccoyii (southern bluefin tuna), 3911 nucleotides long. It is a transcript of the gene mtmr7a, whose product is annotated as myotubularin related protein 7a. The coding region runs from base 167 to 2122 and encodes 651 amino acids. The transcript has 14 exons. Gene Ontology annotation, biological process: dephosphorylation. Gene Ontology annotation, molecular function: phosphatase activity. The record is from RefSeq and is a predicted model, not a curated record. NCBI's taxonomy places the organism in Eukaryota, Metazoa, Chordata, Actinopteri, Scombriformes, Scombridae.